CAACAAGCGAUGAAGAGUCUCGCGAUUGCGGUUGAUCUUGCAAAGAGAGCGGUCAGAUACUCGGAAGGCCGAAUCUGGCUCGCGUUUUUGCAGAGUGCUCAACAAGCUGCACAGCAGACUAAGGAUCAAGACGGGUCGCGCGGAACAAAACCCGCAAUCGAAAAUUUGUUGGAGGAUGAAGAUCGAUUGGAAUUGCUGGAGAUGUUCGAUCCAGCAGAAGAUCUCGCAGAGAGCUUCCUAGACGCCAGUGCGACUGACCCGGAACUUCUGAAGCGGAAGCUCGACAAACUUUUAGUCUUAGAGAAGACGCUAGCGCGGCCGGUCGUGGAUAUGGAAGGAAAUCAGGUGGUCACUGUGCAUCCCGAACAUUAUACGUGGAACAUUCCAGCACCGGAUCAUGAUCCUAAAAGUGGAGAAAAGGGAAACUCAGGUACAGCAGGAAAAACUAGCACAAAGCCAGCAGCUUCACCUACACUGAAGUUUUCACACUUCCCGAAGGGCAAAGAUGUGGAGCCGUCUGGUGCAAGGAAACAAAACAAGAUGACCUCAAAAACUACGUCGGCGAGCACUUCUAGCGCGUUGCGAAAUUCACAAGCGACCCUGUCUCUAGCGGACGCUUCGGCUAUUCUUAGCAGUGUGUUGGAAGUGGGCUGCAACGAGAGAAGUGAGGAAGAUGUCCAAGCUUUUGUUGAGAGCUCCAAGUGUUUCUGCAAGAUCGAUCAUGAUCCAAGAUUUAGUACCGGAGGACAGCAGAGAGUUGAAGCACGCGGAAAGCUGUUCAAUUUGAAGUCCUCUAGCAAAGACGCGGGUAGGGUGCUGGACUACGCGCGCGCGAUCCGGAAAGAAGAGCAUUGGUUUGAAAUGCGACUCAAAAAAGCUCGUCAAAGUCAAAAUCAACGGGGAUGACCGACUUUGGACCUGCGUGAACGAUUACGGAAAACGCCUUCUAGUCUUCGACCACGAAGACAAUCAUGCGGGAGUUGAAAACGCGAAGAGGGACAUCAAGCAACUGCAGAUAAUACAGGCAUAGAAGUAUCUGUAGGCAUCCUAUGCACGAAGGAGUCAGUAGUGAAUGAUUUCUUCUUACAAGCAAAUGCAAAGUUGAGUUCUCAACCCACGACGGUUGCUUAAUUUUAAUUUCCCGAUUCUAAAGAAACAUGAACAUCAAAUGUUAAUGUGCUACCCGAAGAAAGCAAAACAUCACCCCACCAAAGAGAGAACUGCAGUGGUGUUGGGGGCUAUUCUCACAGCAUAGAUGCCUAUACCAUAGGUAUAUUGGCUUUCUCGUCUUUUUUGAACCGCUGGUUCAGUCUAACAUUAUAAUCCUCUUUUCGAUUCGGAAACCCAACUGAGUCCAUCUCAUUCUUAUAUCUGUCAGGAAAGGCGACCAAUUUCUUUGUUGUACUGAUAUUGAAACCUGUGCGCCCUGGAGAUGCUGG
This is a messenger RNA of Amoebophrya sp. A25, 1439 nucleotides long. Lineage: Eukaryota; Dinophyceae; Syndiniales; Amoebophryaceae. The record is from the annotation of a GenBank genome assembly.